This is a messenger RNA of Eptesicus fuscus (big brown bat), 1203 nucleotides long. RefSeq names its product WD repeat domain 86 (gene WDR86). The transcript is spliced from 6 exons. NCBI's taxonomy places the organism in Eukaryota, Metazoa, Chordata, Mammalia, Chiroptera, Vespertilionidae. Gene Ontology annotation, molecular function: protein binding. The record is from RefSeq and is a predicted model, not a curated record. The coding region runs from base 16 to 1152 and encodes 378 amino acids.
UGCGCGGCCGGCGGGAUGGGGGGCGGCGCAUCGGCCCUGAGGGUCUGCGCCGAGCACCGCGGGGGCAUCAACUGGCUCAGCCUGAGCCCGGAUGGGCAGCGCCUGCUGACGGGCAGCGAGGACGGCACGGCCCGGCUCUGGAGCACCGCGGACGGCCAGUGCUGCGCCCUCCUGCGAGGCCACGAGAGCUACGUGACCUUCUGUCAGCUGGAGAACGAGGCAGCCUUCACGUGCAGCGCUGACCGCACCAUCAGGAAGUGGGACGUGCUGACCGGGCAGUGCCUGCAGGUGUUCCGAGGACACACGUCCAUUGUGAACCGGAUCCUGGUCACCAACAACCAGCUCUUCAGCAGCUCCUAUGACCGGACGGCUCGCGCCUGGAGUGUGGACAAGGGGCAGGUGUCCCGGGAGUUCCGGGGCCACCGCAACUGUGUGCUGACUCUAGCCUACUCUGCCCCCUGGGACCUGCCUGGGGCUCCCUUCGAGGAGGAGGUUGUGGCCGGGGGGCUGCUGGUGACAGGCAGCACGGAUGGCACGGCCAAGGUGUGGCAGGUGGCUAGUGGCUGCUGCCACCAGACGCUACGGGGCCACACGGGUGCUGUGCUGUGCCUUGUGCUGGACACUUCCAGCCACACGGCCUUCACGGGCAGCACGGACACCACCAUCCGCGCCUGGGACAUCCUGAGUGGGGAGCAGCUGCGGGUGUUCCGGGAGCACCAGGGCUCUGUCAUCUGUCUGGAGCUCGUGAACCAGCACGUGUACUCGGGCAGCGCCGACAGGACCGUCAAGUGCUGGCUGGCGGACACGGGGGAGUGUGUGCGCACGUUCCCAGCCCACAGACACAGCGUGAGCGCCCUCAAGUACCACGCCGGCACCUUGUUCACGGGCAGCGGGGACGCCCGCGCGCGCGCCUUCGACGCCCAGUCCGGAGCGCUGCAGAGGGUGUUCCGCGGCCACGCCUUCAUCAUCAACUGCAUCCAGGUGCACGGCCAGGUGCUGUACACCGCCUCUCACGACGGCGCGCUGCGCCUCUGGGACGUGCGCGGACUUCCCCGCACCCCACCACCGCGCCCCGCCGCCCCCCAGCGCAGCCUCUCCCGCCUCUUCAGCAACAAGGUGGGCUGCGCCACCACGCCCUUGCAGCCGGCCUGAGCCCGCCGACACCUGCCCACCCACGGACCCAUCCAGAGACCCACAGAGGGA